AUGCGCGCCAAUUAUGGCGAGUCACCAUCAAGCAGUGGCCGGCGGAUUUCGCUGAUAUGCGCGAAGGAAGCGACCGUGGUAGGGUUCAACCGAUCGGAAGCUAGUUAUGGCGAGCCACCAUCAAGCGUGGCCGAUGCCUCAGAACUAUCAUGGGCUUGA
Messenger RNA from Dentiscutata erythropus, 159 nucleotides. Lineage: Eukaryota; Fungi; Glomeromycota; Glomeromycetes; Diversisporales; Gigasporaceae. The record is from the annotation of a GenBank genome assembly.